Humulus lupulus (European hop) is the source of this 1847-nucleotide messenger RNA. RefSeq names its product probable receptor-like protein kinase At5g20050. Bases 246 to 1667 code for a protein of 473 amino acids. NCBI's taxonomy places the organism in Eukaryota, Viridiplantae, Streptophyta, Magnoliopsida, Rosales, Cannabaceae. Gene Ontology annotation, molecular function: ATP binding; protein kinase activity. Gene Ontology annotation, biological process: protein phosphorylation. The record is from RefSeq and is a predicted model, not a curated record. The transcript has a single exon.
UAUUUUAAUGCACGUUAUGCCACACUUAAUUUCCGAGAAAAAGGAAGGAGAAAAAACUAACUCGAAGAAGGACAUAUCUAACUUGAUUUAACUAUAAUUUAAUGACCAUUUCAAAAAGAGAGAGAGAGAAAAAAGAAAAGAAAAAAAUAUGACUAUUAUACAAAACAAGUGUUUUUCUUUUUAGCUUCUUCUACCUCUGAUCUCUCUCUAUCUAUACCUUGAUGAAACAAGAAUGAGUAGCUUUAAUGGAGGACAAGGCAGCUAACAUAGUAGCUGUUUCAACAGUGCUCUCUGUACUCAUCUUGAUCAUCGUAACUGGAAUCGCUCUCCAUUUAUCCAAGGCCUUCUUUCUCAUCUGCGGCGCUGGUAUUUCCGUAAUUAUUGCUGUCUUUAUAUGGCUCAUAAUCAGACACAAUUACAACCGAAGUCGGAAGCAGCUAGAAUCGAAACACGUCACCGAAGGUCGAGAGCUCCGGAUCGAGUACAGUUUCCUCCGUAAAGUCGCCGGGGUCCCCACCAAAUUUCGGUUCAAGGAGAUUGAAGAAGCCACCGAUAAUUUUCAGGCAUUGCUAGGUAGAGGCGGCUCCGCGACAGUCUUCAAAGGCAUCCUCGCCGACGGCACUGCCGUCGCGGUCAAAUGCAUCGACAGCGGUGGCAGCGAUAAGGUCGAUCGCGGCGAGAAGGAGUUCCGGUCCGAAGUCGCCGCCAUCGCUAGCGUCCAACACGUAAACUUAGUCCGCCUCCUCGGCUACUGCACAGUCCCCGGCCGUGGGCCUCGGUACCUAGUCUACGAUUUCAUUGCCAAUGGAUCCUUGGACGGUUGGAUCUUCCCGCCCCGGGAGGAAGGCACUAACCACCCAAAUAGAAAUAUUAACCGCCGCUCCAACCGCCGAGUAGGUUGCCUGUGUUGGGACUUAAGGUACAGAGUUGCCCGAGAUGUGGCGAAAGCGCUGGCCUACCUCCACCACGACUGCCGAUCUAGGGUUUUGCAUCUCGACGUGAAGCCGGAGAAUAUUCUACUGGACGAGAGUUUUCACGCAAUCGUCGCUGAUUUUGGGCUCUCUAGGCUUAUGGGGAAGGACGAGAGUCAAAUCUUGACGACAAUACGAGGAACAAGAGGUUACCUAGCUCCAGAGUGGAUCCUCGAACAUGGGAUAUCGGAAAAGUCCGAUGUUUAUAGCUACGGAAUGGUUUUAAUAGAGAUGAUCGGUGGUCGUAGGAACACCGUUAGUCGUCCCGCCGUUGGUAGGAAAAAAGAAAAUUCGUCUGGCAGUAAAAAAUGGGAGUACUUCCCCAAGAUUUUGAACGAGAAGAUGAGGCAAGGGAAGAUUAUGGAAGUUGUUGACCGGCGACUGAUGGCGGAGAACGGCGGCCGCGGCGUGGAUGAGAAGGAGCUGAUGAGAUUGGCUUAUGUGGCCUUGUGGUGCAUACAAGAACGGGCCAGGGUGCGGCCCAGUAUGGCCCAAGUAUUGGAGAUGUUAGAGGGCAGAGUGGCGGUGGAAGAACCGCCAGAUACGAAAAUGGUGGUCGUUGACUUGUUGUCCAUCGAUGAUGAUGAUCCAACGGCACCGCAUCUAGCUGCUUUUAGUGUACGUGAUAAAAGUAAUCAUAAUACGACGUCGUCAAUCUACUCCUCCGCAAUGUCAGUGUUAUCUUGUGGGCGGUAGGUGCUUUCAAUUAUUUUCUUUUAUAAAAAGAACAUAUUUAUUUUUCUUUUUCUGAAAAUAUAAAUGGCUUUUUUUUUUCAUUGUUCCAGCUAUUUCUAAAUUUCAUUCAAUUAUCUAUUGGUCUUGGAUAAUUAUUUCAUUGAGCCAAUAAUAUGAUAAGUUUGGCAGUUGGCCGGUGAA